Selaginella moellendorffii is the source of this 739-nucleotide messenger RNA. Its product is annotated as putative bidirectional sugar transporter SWEET7d. Gene Ontology annotation, biological process: carbohydrate transport. Bases 1 to 627 code for a protein of 208 amino acids. The record is from RefSeq and is a predicted model, not a curated record. Gene Ontology annotation, molecular function: sugar transmembrane transporter activity. Gene Ontology annotation, cellular component: membrane. The transcript has 5 exons. NCBI's taxonomy places the organism in Eukaryota, Viridiplantae, Streptophyta, Lycopodiopsida, Selaginellales, Selaginellaceae.
AUGGCAGAUGUCUACGUGCUCCUGGGAAUCGUUGGCAAUGUCACAGCCAUGGUCAUGUUUUUGUCACCAACACUGAAAAUAAGGAGAAAAGAUACCCAUUUUUCUUUGUUUCUUGUUUCCAGGCCCACAUUCUGGAGGAUCAUCAAUUCUCGAGACACCGGAUCCUUCUCGCCAGUCCCAUACGCUUGCACGCUCCUCAAUUGCCUGCUCUGGUUCUUCUACGGCCUCCCCGCCGUCACCUCCAACAACACGCUCAUCGUCACCAUCAACGCCGCCGGGAUCAUCCUCGAGUGCAUCUACCUCAUCGUCUUCUUCACCUUUGCCCCCGCAACCCACAGGGGAUAUCUCAGCAUGCUGCUCGUUGGUGUGGCGGGAUUCUUCGCUGCCGCCAUCGCAGUCACUCUCACAGCAUUCCAGCAGGAGCAAAGAGCCAAAUUCGUCGGUGCGGUGUGUGUGGUGGUCGGGACUCUCAUGUACGCCUCGCCACUUUCAGUCAUGAAGCUGGUUAUCGCGACUCGAAGCGUCGAAUACAUGCCCUUUUCUCUGUCUCUCUGUAGCCUGAUCAAUGCGCUGCUAUGGACUAGCUAUGGAGUUCUCAAGCACGACAAGUUCCUCAUAGUAAGCUAAGCCUUCAAAAGUCGAAGAGCUUCUUUCACUGCUUUGUCCAUAGGUCCCAAACACGAUUGGAGCUAUCCUGGGACUACUCCAGCUCGCAAUUUACUCUCACUUCCAAAGGGAA